GACGACGCAACCAGGCUAGCAAUUCGCAAUGGUGCCGUUUCAGCUGGAGAUACUGGCUCUCGUUGCCGUGCUAAUCGGCUUCACCGUCAACACCUAUAUCGUCGUUAUUGUUAUCCUCACGAAGCAGAUAACGUUCGCCAGCAAGGUCCUGCUGCUUCACCUCGGUGUGGUCAACGCGGUGCUAUGUCUCUUCUACCUGAUCUUCUACAUAUUCAGCCUGUGCCGGGUGCUGCCGGUGGCGCUGGACGCCAUGGACGUCGCCUGUCUGCUGUUUGGGCUCUGCUUCAACACGCUGCACUCGAUCGCCCUCUGGACGCUGUGUGCGCUCAACUUCGAUCGCUACUUCGCCAUCGCCACGCCGCUACACUAUGGGACGUUCAUCAACACGAAAAAGCAGGUUCUAAUAACGCUCGGUGCCGGCUGGAUAGUGUCGAUGCUGUUCAGCUUGCCGCAGGCGGUACGAAUAUCGGCGUACAAGUUCGACAGCGACUACGAGCUCUGCCUGCCGAACCUGCAAACGACCGAAUCGCUCAUCUACAGCAUUAGCUUCGUCCUGUUUACCAUCCUGCUGCCGAUCAUCCUGAUCCUGGGCUGCAACAUGAAGGUGCUGAUGAUUGCUCGCUACCAGCGGAACCGGAUCGCGUCGGCCAUCCUGGAGGUGACGCUGUCGGCCCAGCUGACCAUCACACACCAGCGCAACCCGUUCUUCGUGCCGAACCCGGUCGACGGCGACGAAGGGCCCGAGGGUGUCGGGACGGAGCCGGGCGGCAGCGGCGGAGGGCUGGCCGUCAACUGCAAGACGUGCACGCAGGCGUCGAACCAGAACAAUCCGGCCUCGAGCGUCAUCCAGCUGGUCGGCUCGGCCAUCCUGUUCCACUGCCCGUACUACUUCGUCAUCCUGUGGAACAGCGUGCUGCCGUUCGUGGCGAGCGGCUGGCGCACCCCGGCCACCCUGCUCAACCUGGCCUCCUUCCUGCUGCUGCUGUCGCCCACCAUCAACGCCAUCCUGUACGGCGUGCGGAGCAAGAUCGUGCGCCGCUCGUUCCGCAACAUCUGGCGCAAGCAGAAGCAGAAGAUCGAGAUCCACUACGAGAUCCAGGCUCGUACGCCGUCGACGUGCGGCUCGCGGCGCCCCUCGCUCACCGGCACCCAGUUCCAGCAGCAGCAGCAGCUCCAGCUCCACCAACAGCAACAGCAGCCGCUCCUGUUCGCGUUCACCGCCGACGGCAGCCGCUCCGGUUCAGCCGCCACGGCCGACGCUCGCUCGGAGAUCGGCACGGACCCGGACGGGCCGUCCGACUGCCUCUCGCCACUCAGCCGCGUCAAGUUCGGCAGCUGCUCGGCACUAACCGGCGGCUCCCCGUCGCCCGUCACCCUCUUCGCCUGCAAUCCGCUGGCGGCCGUCCCGGCCGCUCUCGAGCAUGGCCGCCGGCCGAAGAUCACCAUCACGAAGAUCCUGCCGGACGAGGAGCCGCCGGAGGGCAUGGCGCACCUUCCACCGUCCCCAUCGUCCCCCCGCUCUCCCCUCUCACCGCUGUCACCCUUCGCGCCCUGGUCACCACCGCCGGACGGCACCACCGAACACCACCAUCACCACCACCACCACCACCACCACCAAACCCACCAGCACGACCCACGCGGUCCCACGGUAGAUGGCGCCACAAGCGGCACCACCACCAACACGACGGUACCACCGAACCAUGACAAUCUCAGCGUCGCAGGACAAUCAGGUGCCAAGCUGCACCCUGCCACACCCCUCCCGGCCGGCACGGCCUGCCUUGAGCCGAAGAUACUGUUUAGGAAGUUUGCCUCGCUGCAGGAAAUUUUAGGCACCGGAACUGACUAAGGACAAAACCCCCCCAAAAACCACGCCGCUUACAGCAAAGUGCUGUGCUAGAGCUAGAGUUAAACCAGUAGUAGCCACCGCCGGGCCGGGCCGAACAGGCUGCUUGCGGACGUAUACCGAGCGACGGGCGAGCAAAGGAUAUAUCAUUAAUGUAGAAGUAACUAAAGCUAAACAAACACCGUACUCGGGCGGGGGGAAACGCAGCGGUACAACAAUCAGAUUUAGGAGUUAAAUUACACAAGUGAAGUAGGGAACGAGCAAGAGAGACGAGAGACCGCAAACCAAAUCAAUCCAUACCAAAUGUUUAGUAAGUAUUAGUCGGGUAUAAACGGCGGGAGGAAGAACGCUAGUGUUAUGAUAUUAUCAAAGACGAAACCCCGGGCACUCGGGCACGGGAGUUGCAACGCAGUACGAACAAUCUUAGGAACUUACUUUAGGCACGUACAAAAGCAUGAUUGAUUAGCGGUAAAUGGUUCUGGUAUCGGAUCAGCAAACGGGAGAAGCAGAAGAAGUGGAAAACGAGUAAGAAAGAGCCCUUCCUACCUACUCACCUUAUAUCACACAUACCUUAACCACACCUGACCGCUGUUGUGAAUGAGAGGAGGGUAAAACUACAGUGCUGUUCGAUGGUAAUGAUAGUCAUGUUCAAUGAGGCGCUAAUGAUGAUGACGGAUGCCCAGUGACACACGCCAGAGGAAAUCGAUGUAUUCAUAUAUUGUUUUGUUUACAAAACGGAACUGCUCCAUAUGAUGUAGCACACACAAACACACACACACACACAGACAUACACGCGAACCGCAACUUAGAGAUGGAAUAAACUAAAAGGAAAUGUUUUUUGUGUUA
This is a messenger RNA of Anopheles coustani, 2689 nucleotides long. RefSeq names its product alpha-1B adrenergic receptor-like. The coding region runs from base 29 to 1846 and encodes 605 amino acids. Gene Ontology annotation, molecular function: G protein-coupled receptor activity. Gene Ontology annotation, cellular component: membrane. NCBI's taxonomy places the organism in Eukaryota, Metazoa, Arthropoda, Insecta, Diptera, Culicidae. The record is from RefSeq and is a predicted model, not a curated record. The transcript is spliced from 4 exons. Gene Ontology annotation, biological process: G protein-coupled receptor signaling pathway.